AUGGGAAAUCUUGUUUCGUGCAGUGCAAGAAAGGGGAGAAGAGGGGCAGCAAGAGUGAUCCUCCCCGGCGGGGAAAUCCGGCGGCUUCGAGAGCCGGUCACGGCGGCAGAAAUCAUGCUAGAACACCCAACCCACUUCUUGGUCAACGCCGGAUCUUUGACCGCCGGCCGGAGAUUCUCCCCUCUACCGGCGGACCAAGACUUAGAGCUCAGGAACCUCUACGCCGCGUUCCCAAUGAAGAGGUUGAGCUCCGUUAUCACUGCCGCCGACGUGGCGGUCCUCCUCGUGGCGGCGAAGUCGUCCCCCGCGAAACGGUUGUCCGCCAGGAACGCAGCCAAGGUGUCUCCGGCGGAGGGAGGUGAUGAGACGCCGGAAAAUGACGUGGGGCGGUCAGGAGUGACGUCAGGUGUGGUGGUGGAAGAGUAUCAGCAUAGGUUGUCAUUGUUCAAGUCAAAGAAGCCUUUGUUGGAAACAAUCAUUGAAGAACCGGUUCGUACACGUGGCAGAUUAUUAUGA
Messenger RNA from Ipomoea triloba (trilobed morning glory), 516 nucleotides. RefSeq lists its product as uncharacterized. The record is from RefSeq and is a predicted model, not a curated record. The coding region runs from base 1 to 516 and encodes 171 amino acids. NCBI's taxonomy places the organism in Eukaryota, Viridiplantae, Streptophyta, Magnoliopsida, Solanales, Convolvulaceae. The transcript has a single exon.